Molecule: messenger RNA, 3061 nt
Organism: Danio rerio (zebrafish)
Lineage: Eukaryota; Metazoa; Chordata; Actinopteri; Cypriniformes; Danionidae
Gene: nr0b2a
Product: nuclear receptor subfamily 0, group B, member 2a
Biological process (GO): negative regulation of DNA-templated transcription
Cellular component (GO): nucleus; cytoplasm
Source: RefSeq, marked provisional
AGUCUGUAAGAGCUGGAGAAACACACACACACACACAUCAUUAUCAUCAUCAUGGACUGCGGAUGUGAUUGUGCAGAUUUUGCGCAGCCGAAUGCGAUCCUGUUUAAUAUUCUCAGCCGUGGAGAGUUCAGCUAUAAGCGUGUUCCUCAGACGUGUCACUGUGAGAAGCGCAGACGAGUGUGUUUGCAGACGCCGAGUGAGACGUGUGCGCUGGCGUCAGACGUGCUGGUGAAGACGGUGUAUUUCAUGAAGAAUCUGCCGGCGUUUCAGCAGCUGCCGCCCAAAGACCAGCUGAAGCUCCUGCAGAACUGCUGGACGCCGCUCUUCAUCCUCGGCCUGGCGCAGGACAGGGUGCACUUCCAGGUGGACGAGAGCGCGGCUCCCAGCAUGCUGAAGCGGAUCCUGCUGAGCGGGCAGGAGAGCGCAGGUGCGGACUCUGAACAGCCCACACUGGCUGGAGUGCAGACGCUCAAAUCCUGCAUCAACAAGUUCUGGAGUCUGGAUCUGAGCCCCAAGGAGUACGCCUACCUGAAGGGCACGGUCAUAUUCAAUCCAGAUGUGCCGGAUCUGAAGGCGUCUCUGUUUGUGGAAGGUCUUCAGUAUGAGGCUCAGCAGGCCCUGAAGGAGGUUCUGGUUCCUCUUUAUCCCCAGGAUGGAGGACGUUUUGCUCGAAUCCUCCUCACUGCAUCCACAUUAAAAAGCAUCACGCCGAGUCUGAUCACAGAGUUGUUCUUUCGGCCCGUCAUCGGAGAUGCUCAAAUCCUGGAUCUGCUCGCAGACAUGCUCUUCAGCCGAUAGACAGCCGAGAGCCGUGCUGCAAGGUUAUUAUAGUCUACCUUUUUAAAAUUAGAUUUCUUUUAUUUUUAUUUUGAAGUGCUUAUAUUUGAUCCCUUUUACAAGAUGUAAGAUCAGCCUGUCUUCAGAAUGUGCUUUCAGCUCAAAAUACCCAUCAGAUCAUUUAAUACACCAUGCAGAAGAUGUGAAUUCUGGGGUCAGAGGAAAGUGUAGCUGUUUAUGUAGCCUGUGCCUUUAAAUGCAAAUGAGCUUCUCCCCCGCAACAAAAUCUGAUUGGAUGUGAUUGAGAUUAACUUUGAUCACAUUAAUGCAUCUCUGCUAAAUGGAUAUGAUUUUGAUCUUGUGCUAUAUGCAAAUGUAACUAGGUUACAUCAACUAAAGCAUCAGAUACACAGCAUUUGAAUUAUUUAAUAUUAUUAUUGACAGAAGCGUGAGCUAUAAAUGCAUAAAAAAAUGCAUGAAGUGACCAGGUGAGAGCAGCCCCUUAGUGAAACAAAUCAAAUCAUAUUUUAAACAAACACUAAACACUAAAUCUUAAUGUGUAAAAGUAAAAUCUAUGAGGAAAUCAGACAAACUUGUUUAUAAAAGACACGUAUAUGCAGGUAAACAUGCUUAGUUUGUCAUGUUUGUCAGAUGAAGAAAAGAUAGAUCAGAUGUUUUUCUGUUUUUUGUUUAUAAUGCUGAUCUUCACUGAUGUGUUUGGCGCCAUCUACUGGUGAUUCUCUAAACAGCAUAGAACAUUCAUUCAUUUUCUUGUCGGCUUAGUCCCUUUAUUAAGGCUGAUUUAUACUUGUGCAUCAUGCGCAUGCGAAUGCUACAGCGCAGCCUACACAUAGAUGCAUAGCCCUCGUCUUGGCUGUCGGCGUCGCUGACGUGCACGUAUUAAGCUGUCAUUAGAGUUUGUCACAUUAGAGUUUGUGUGUGCACAAUUCUGUUGUGCGGCGCUGCGAAAAAGGGCGGGACUAAACAAGCUUAUUAGACAUUAAGAAAAGCAAGCGAUUGCACAAAUUUCUGUCCAGAGAGGUCAUGUUUUUAUCCUCGAUUGGUCGCACAUAGUCAAGUGAUGCGAUUUCGCAAGUCAGAGUUCACCAAGCUUGAACUUCGCACCGCAGCAACCUGCGAAAACGUGACGCAUGACCCUGCGUUUGCGGUCUGACGCACUCGCGUGCAUAUGAAUAGAAGUCUAUGCGAGGAAAAGCCCAGUGUGACCGCAGCUUUAAAAAAUGUAACUAUGUUGCAACAACACGUAAUGCAAGCUCUUUGAUUGGUCAGCUUGGAAGCACUGAUGAGUGUGGGCGGGGCCGAGAGCUACAUGAGUGUUUACAAGUGUCGACUGUUUACAAGGAGACUGUUGCUUUGUGUUUACCUUAUGGUUAAGGUUGUUGCACGUCUGAGUUUGAGAGAGUUUGAACCACUUGCACAUUAAGGAAGAGUUUAGAAAAAAAAAAAAACCCCAGAGAAGAAACUCAACACAGAGGAACAUUAACACCUCACUGCCAACUAGUGUUUCGGAAGUUUAUUGCAAAGCAACAGAAACAGCGCGCAGAAGUCUGAAUGCAGCUACGCACGUUACAUGCGCCGCGGGUCACGACGAUCACUUGAUGCAGAAGUAUAAACCAGGCUUAAAUCUGGGGUCGCCACAGCGGAAUGAACCGCCAAAUUAUCCAGCAUAUGUUUUACACAGGGGAUGCCCUUCCAGCUGCAACCCAAACACCAUAACAGUGAGUGCUUAUUCAUUCUGAAAGUGAUCAUUAAGUUUUGCUGAUUAUUGUUUUAUUUCUGUUAGUUCUUCAGUAGUUUUUCAUUCAUUGCAUUUUUUUUAAAUUCAUUUUACAAAAUGUUUUUUUUUUGCCCAAUAGUUUGUUUAAGUUUUUGUUUACUACAAUAACCUUGCCGCGGACUCAAAGAUGUCUUAAAUAUGGAGAUUUGUCUUCAGAAACACGAUAAAUCCACACUACAUCAGGACUGAUCUGAACAGUUACAGACUCUUUAUUGUUUACACACGUUCAUGAAACUGAUGCAGCGUUGUAAUGCUGUUUAGGUCACAAAGAUGUGAUUCAUGUCUGAGUAUUGAUUGUUUCUUUGCCUUUUGUUGGAUGUAAAGUUGUCAUUUUUUAUACUGGAUGUGAAAAUGCAAAGUAUUCCUUGAUAAAAGGCAGCAAGCGGAGCUUCACGUAUCGUCUCUGUGAGAAAGCCAGAAUGUAUUUGAGGAAGAAAAAACAUUUGUAUGUUCAUGAAUAUGCUGCAAUAAAUUUAUUUUUACAGA